AUGUCUUCGUCUAUAAGUGUUCCCCCCUGUGGCACAGAAGUGUUUCAUGGGGAUUAUGUUACUUGGCCCAGCUUCCGUGACUUAUUCACGGCAAUAUAUAUAAACAACAAAAAGCUUAGUCCAGUGGAGAAAUUGUACCACUUGUUUCAAAAAACAAGUGGAGAGGCAAGGGAAAUUAAUAAGAAUAUACCACUAACAGCGGAAGGGUUUGAGAUUGCGUGGGCGAAUCUGAAGAGCCAGUACGAAAACAAACGAAUUUUAAUAAACAAUCAGUUGAGAAUUCUUUUUAAUUUGCCCCAUUGUACUCAGGAGUCUGCAAGUUGUCUCAAGAAAUUACAUAGGGACAUUACGAAUUGUAUUUCGGUUCUAAGGCUAUACAAAAUUGAUGUCGGAUCAUGGGAUCCAAUAUUUGUUUUCCAAUGCUCAACAAAGCUUCCGAAACUAACACUGUCUCUAUGGGAGCAGUCGGUUGAAGAAAAAACCGAACUUCCGAAAUGGGAGGAUUUAUGUAAAUUUUUGACUGAAAGGUUUCAUACUUUGGAAAGUGUCUCAGAUAUGAUGGGUUCACAGGAUUUUGCCUCGAGACAAAAAAGAAAUACGAAUGACAGCACUAGACAGUUCAAAGUACAUCAUACUACGGUAAACAAACAAAGAUGUACAUUAUGUAAAGAGAGUCAUGUAUUGAAAUCUUGCCCAAAAUUUAUGAAUAUGAGUCCGAAACAAAGAAUAUCGGCAGCCAGCCGGGACAAAAGUUGUCUUAAUUGUUUGGCUCAGGGUCAUACAGCUUCGAAGUGUUUCAGUAAAGGUGUGUGUGUCAAUUGUGGUGCAAAGCAUCAUACUCUUUUACACAUCAGUAAGGAACCACCACAGAACCACGCGGGUGUAGCAAAUGGCUCAAACGUGACACAGGGUCAAUCGAAACAGUCUACAGAAGCGCCUUCUACGUCGCAGGAUGUAAGGGCGUACCAUACAUCCGUGUCUAACAGAACAAUGUUGGCUACAGCGUGGAUCUAUGUUAUGAAAGACGGGUUGUCUUAUAAAGUAAGGGCAUUAAUUGACCCGUGUUCGGACGAUACGUUCAUAUCGAAUAAAAUUCAGAAAUUAUUGAAUUUGCCUACGAAAUCUGUCUCAGCUGAAAUUUCAGGGUUAGGAGGUGAAUAUCUGGCCAAGUGUUCCAAAAUUGCAUAUUUUUCAAUUGCCUCUAUCGUAAAACCGGCAUUUUCUGUAGAUAUUGAUGCACUUGUUGUGCAGGAUGUUACGGGCAAUGUUCCUACUCAUUCCUUUGGGAAUAUGACUCCUGGUCAACUUCCAAAUUUGGAAUAUGCAGAUCCUCAUUUUUACCAAACUGGUCCAGUCGAUCUUUUGAUCGGGGGAAAUUUGUAUCCGUUGAUUUUGCUUGAGGAAGUAAAGCUCGGGAUUCUUGGGUCUCUCGUGGCCCAACACACGGUAUUUGGCUGGAUUGUUACUGGGCCAACGAAUGGAGCCAAAUCAAGGCGUUUGGUUCGUUUUUCGCAUUGUACUCGGGUGUCAAUUGAUGAGCAGUUGACAAGGUUUUGGGAAAUAGAGGAGGUUGCAAAGAAGACCACAUACUCCGUAGAUGACCUUGCAUGUGAGGAGAUAUACAAAAAAUCCACAAUUAGGACUGCGAAUGGCCGAUACAGGGUGGAUUUGCCAUUCCGACCCGAGAACCUGUUGGGUUCGUCGACUACUACCAAUAGGUAUGUUGCUCUUUAUCAGUUUCUUCGAAACGAAAGAUCUUUGGCCCGCAAGCCCGAGUUAAAGAGUAUGUAUGAUGAAGUCAUCAAUGAAUAUUUGUCCCUAGGACAUAUGGAGAAGGUCGAUUCACCUAGAAACAAUUAA
This is a messenger RNA of Stomoxys calcitrans (stable fly), 1860 nucleotides long. RefSeq lists its product as uncharacterized. NCBI's taxonomy places the organism in Eukaryota, Metazoa, Arthropoda, Insecta, Diptera, Muscidae. Bases 1 to 1860 code for a protein of 619 amino acids. The record is from RefSeq and is a predicted model, not a curated record. The transcript has a single exon.